AUGAAAUUCUUUGUCGUUUUCGCUUGCGCUUUGGCCGCUGCAUCCGCCGGAUAUGUAACUCCGUUGGUUUUCGGAGCUCAUCACGUCCAAAUUGUUGGAGCUCAACAUGUUCCUUUGAUCGGAGCUGAUGGUGUCCCAGUUGAUACCGCUGAAGUCCAACAAGCCAGGGCUGAACAUUCUGUUCAUAAGUUGAAUGCUCAAGUUCGUAACGGAGAUUUGGUUCAUCAAAUUGUAGCUGCUCCAGUUGUUGCUCACUACGCUGUCCCAGCUGUGGUGUCCCACGACGGUCUUCCUCUUGAUACCGCUGAGGUUGCUGCUGCUAAGAUCGAGCAUUUCGCUGCUCACGCCGAGGCUUUGCAACAUAUCCCACUGAUCGGAGCCACCGGUGUUCCAGUCGAGACCCCAGAAGUUCAACACGCUAAAGCCGUCCAUUUGGCCGCUCACGCCGAAGCUAAACACAAUGCUGUAGUUGCUCCAAUCGUAGCUCACUCCGUGGUGUCCCACCAUGUCCCAGUCAUCGCCAACGGUGUCCCAGUGGAAACCCCAGAAGUGCAACACGCUAAGGCCGCUCAUUUCGCUGCUCACGUCGAAGCCAAGGGUGUCCCAGUCGAUACCAUCGAAGUGCAGCAAGCCAAAGCCGCCCACUUCGCCGCCAAGGCUCAAGCCAUCAACGAGCAAUACGGCGUCGUAGGAUACACUGGUGUAGUGGCUCCAAUUGCCUACCAUGUCCCAGUCAUCUCCAACGGUGUCCCAGUAGAGACCCCAGAAGUGCAACACGCCAAGGCCGUCCACUUUGCAGCUCACGCCAAAGCCGCUGCUCACGCUUACUACUAUUAA
Molecule: messenger RNA, 837 nt
Organism: Nicrophorus vespilloides
Lineage: Eukaryota; Metazoa; Arthropoda; Insecta; Coleoptera; Silphidae
Product: cuticle protein 18.7-like
Exons: 4
Coding region: 1-837 (278 amino acids)
Source: RefSeq, a predicted model, not a curated record